AUGGUUGACGUGCUGACUAUUGGGGGCCCGAAGUUAUGGGUGGAUUGUCCGAAGCAACUCUCUAUUUCCCCAAGUUAUAUUUCUACUUCUGCCCACUUCUACGGGGACCUGGAAAGUCUUGAAAAGCAAGCUUCGAUCUCACCAAGUGAUUGCUACUCCUCCUUUGACUCUCCUCAAACCGUUGCUUCUCAUACCUUCCUGCACUAUCCUACCCCACGAUCCCAAACCCCAGCACAGCUCCAACGGGUUUCUGAAAACAUGAUGAGCUUCAAAGGUUCAGCAAAGCAAGAGACUAGUGCUUCUGGUGAAAACAUUCUUGACAUGCCCGUCAAGGUAGAGAGCCAGCAUCCCGCUGUCUAUUGCCAAACUAUGCCUUCCAUUAUGCCUCAGCCUGACUUCAAAGUCGCGCUCUCCAGCAAUGGAAGCACAUACUGCGACUCUGAUCUUGAAUCUCUUGAACUCUUUGAUGAUUCCUUCGGUCCUUCCUUGGAGGGUACUCACUGCUGUCUCGUCCACCCGAUCCCGAAGACCAGCCCCUAUGCCGCAGGAAAUAACAUAUCCUUCCUUUCGAGCAACGAUGAGGCAUCCUCUCUGCCCUCCAACGAAAGCCAAGACACUCCUCUUGAAGACUCAUUCUUCUCAAGUCACCCAAUCCGAGUGUCAAACAACUCCCACUUCAAGAUGAGUGGGCCUUCGGACCACACGCAUCAUAUACAACCCGCGACAUCUCUUGGUCUCAUGGAGACCAAGACUUCACCCUAUGAUGAUACCCUGGCAUGGUCUGCCUGGAAUACCACUAUGCCCAGUUAUGCUUGGUACCCGAGCAGUAAUAUCGGCGAUGCCUCUUAUGGGAGCAGCUGGCACAGUUCAGUCCAUCAAAAUAUGUCCUGGGUGGAAUCCGGCCAUCUUCACCGACCAGAAGACAUUUAUGACCACUCGGCUCAACAUACUGGACCAAGCACUGAGCUUUCCAUGAUGCUACCAAGUCAGCCAUCUCACUCUGGGACAUUGCCUUCACCGGUGAUCAGUCAAUCAUGCACCCCAAACUCAACACUCCAGGCUGGAGCCAGGGAAGCCUAUCCAAGGAAUUUUUUCCCAAUGCCACAAGCCUACCUUCCAAGCCAUCACAAUGUCUAUUCUGACGCCGACGCUGGCUCACCACUUCAGAAAUCAGCAGGGAGUCUGAGUCCAUCCUCCUUCGCUCGCUCUUCUCCCACUGAAGGGGGACCUUCCCCACGACAAAGUGGCGACGAGCAGACAGGAGUCGAAGCCAAUAUGCACUACAGUGACGAACGGAACGCGUUCCUCAUUGACUGCAAGCGUCGCGGUCUCUCAUACAAAGAUAUCAAGCGAGUCGGUGGCUUCAAAGAGGCGGAGUCUACGCUUCGUGGACGAUACCGCACCCUCACCAAGACCAAGGAUCAACGUGUGCGAAAGCCAAAGUGGCAAAGCAAAGAUGUCAGACUACUUUGCGAAGCUGUUAGCAUCUACGCGGAGACGCCAGACACCUAUAGCUCUCUGACCCACUUGGGCAUGACGAUGAAUGAACCACCAAAGGUUUCAUGGAAGAAGGUUGCUGAGCAUAUCUGGGCCCAGGGGGCUCUUAUCAAUUUGGGAAUGCGACUUGCAAAAAGAAGUGGUGCGAGAUCCAUAACAUUCGGAUUUGAAGGCAUAAUUGGCAGUAAUCUAUUGGGCGGCUUUUUUCUUUCUUUCUUCGACCAUCUCCUUUUAAUGUGCGAUAUAAUAUUUUAA
Molecule: messenger RNA, 1752 nt
Organism: Penicillium brevicompactum
Lineage: Eukaryota; Fungi; Ascomycota; Eurotiomycetes; Eurotiales; Aspergillaceae
Exons: 2
Coding region: 1-1752 (583 amino acids)
Source: RefSeq, a predicted model, not a curated record